AUGUCCUUUUCUACUUCCACACCGACUUCAUCUCCUCGAUCACUUAGACCUCCUGAAUCACCGAUACCACCGACGCCGUCUUCUCCAUUCUCCUCUUACAGGGGCAAUCACUUAUCUGUAUUUCCCAGGACACCACCUAGAACUCCAACGAGAGCUCCAACUACAAUACUAGAAAUUCCUGAUCAGAAUACAGAACCAUCGAUAUUUGAUUACGUAUGGUCAAAAACCAGCAAAGAGUCAUACAUAAGACCACACCAUAUGUUCCGGUUGUUGAAGAAUUUAGAAAUUGAAUUAUUCGCAGAAGGGAAUGACGAAUGCGUAGAUCGACAUUUGUUGACAAAAGAUAUUGUUAUCAAGCACAGGAUAUUAGAUGGCCUUAGAGGACAAGAUAGAAUCUCAAAAGCUCAGGCAUUUGAUAUACUAGUAGAAAGUUUGCAUGAUAUUCGAUUUAUGGAUGGUGAUAACAAGAGAAUAAUAGCAAAUUUUGGCUCAGGAGUUGGACGUGUCAGCAAGGAUCAUUAUCGUGGUACAUUAGAUAAGGAUAAGCGAAGGUCGCAUUUUGACGAAGAGAGUUUGGAUGAUUAUGAUGAGACAGCGUCUCUCAUGGAACAACAACAAGUGAGUCCGGCUUACAGUGAAGAUGUUAUGCUUGAUGCAAGUACACCUCUAAAAAGCCAUAAGCCAAUGCUGCUGAAUUCAUCAUUUGCAUCGCUGUCAGAACCAAUUUUCCAAAUUCGCCAAUCAAUCCACGAGUUGGAAAAGUUUCAUUUAAAAUUAGACUCUCAGUAUGCUUUCUUGGAAACAGAAAUCUCUCAGUUGAAGGUUAAAAAUAAUGUUGAUUUACAUGAUUUAAAGGUUUUAAUGAACAACAAUAAUAGUAUGCUUGAAAGAAUUGAUAGCAUACGAGAAAAUUUAGUUGAGGUCUCAGGCUUGGUCUGUCAAAAUGUUGAGAAUUUCGACCCAGUGAUCGAUUUUAGCGGUCCUAUUCAAGAUUCUGCCAUGAAUCCAGGUGAUUAUACGUUAUAUACGAGGGGAAUUUGUAGCGGUUCAAUGGACGUUAAAGCACCCGUAGAACAAGAAAAUACUUCAACACGAAAGAACUUUAAAGAAUCAGAUAUAUACGACAACCAAAUUCGGAAUUCUUUAGAACAAGAAUCUCAAGGACUCGAUGCACCCAUAUCUUUGAAAAGUGGUGGAAUUGCAGCAAGGAUCGAAACACUCAAACAACAGGAUACAGAGAUAAACCUCCAGUUUCAAGAAGAUGACCCAGGCGUGACAACAUUAAAUCCAGAGAUUUUAACGGAUACUUGCAAACUCGAACAACCUUAUGAAUUUGUAGGAGCUGAAACAGAGAAGAUUGAAAACCCGGGGAGACUGGACAAAAGUCAAGGUGAGUGGAAGAGACUCGCCGAAAACUUUCCUGUCAAGAGCAAUAAGGAAAUCUAUGAUCUAGAGGAAGCAGAAGUAACCACAAUAGACCAGAUUUUUCCUCCUAAUGAGACCAUUGGAGAAAGAGCCACGGUUGAACAGGAUGUCGAGGAAACCAGAGGAAGCACUGAAAAAUUUGAUAAGCCUGUCUUACAUGAAUGUAAGUCUGUAAAGGGAAGCUCCGAAGAAAGGAUUCAUGAAUCUCGUGACAAGCUUGCCAAGAGUCAACCUUCUGGGAACGGAGAAGAAAAAGAGGACAGUCAAAUAGAUAGUGAGCGUUGUACGACAGGCCAAGAAGAGCAUGGUCAGAGUACUACAAGUUUCGCUCAUCUCCUUGAUGCAACAAUAUGGAAAUUGCUGAAUAUCCAAGAUGGUGAUCGAAAGCUAGAAGAAAAGCACGUUGAAAAAAGUACAGAAAAUCGUAAAGAAGCUACAAAAAGAGAUUCCACAGCCCAAUACUUGGUUUCGACCACUAAGGAGAAUGUUGAAAUAGACAGAGCUAUAGAGAGGACGAACAUCUCAACAGUAUUCUUCAUUACACUGCUUGUUUUGUUAAUAGCUUAUGUAAUUGCACGGCAAUGCUAG
Hemisphaericaspora subhashii is the source of this 2013-nucleotide messenger RNA. RefSeq lists its product as uncharacterized. The transcript has 2 exons. NCBI's taxonomy places the organism in Eukaryota, Fungi, Ascomycota, Pichiomycetes, Serinales, Debaryomycetaceae. The coding region runs from base 1 to 2013 and encodes 670 amino acids. The record is from RefSeq and is a predicted model, not a curated record.